Messenger RNA from Symbiodinium sp. CCMP2592, 2019 nucleotides. NCBI's taxonomy places the organism in Eukaryota, Dinophyceae, Suessiales, Symbiodiniaceae. The record is from the annotation of a GenBank genome assembly.
AUGCCAUGCCCAAGUUGCCGUGAGGCUGUGGAAGAGGAGCCGAACUCCCCAGCCGAGUUUGCGGACGAUGUGGAAAACAAGCCAGAGAAGGCCAGUGUGGCUUCGAAGCUUAAGAAAGGCAAGAACUCUAAGAAAGGGAAGGCCAAGGUGCAGAAGAAGCACCUGAAGUCGAAAGCCAGCGGUAAGCCGAAAGCUGCCUCCAAGUGUCUGCUCUGCUUGAAGAGCCCACAGGACGGCCGGGAGGCAGACUGGGCCGAGUUCAACGACAACGUGGCGACAGGUGAUGCUUGCCGUGUGUGCAUCGAGGUCAACGUGAGCUGCUGGCCUGAGCUCUCCUUCCGUGAGUUUGCCAGUCGAUUCCAUGACAAGGGUUCCGCAGAGAACAAGGAGUUCCGAACGGUUGUCACCGGUGCCAGGGUGUUGCUGAAGAACCGCUUGGCUGGCAAGCCCACACCGGAAAUCCUUCCGCCGACGUAUGUGCGUGCCAGGAAUGAGAGGCUGCUGUGUGUGUACUACGACGUCCUGUAUGUCAGCGUGUCCGAGCUCACCAGGCUGUGCGGUGGCCUUGGUCCGAAGCAGCUGGGGCUCAAGAAGCCCAUGCAGUUGUCACUUGAAGACAACAGUACGCUGAAAGGGUACAUCUUCAGCUUGGAGGGUGUGGACCCUUCAGUGGCACAAUCUUUGAGGAAAAUCCGUGUUGAGCGCCGUUUGGGUGUUCAGAUGGAUGAAGAGCUCAUGCAACCUCGCCAGCAGCUCAUCAAAGGCCGUGAACGGCAUGUCUUCGAGCAUGUCUGUGACGGACAUGCUGCCCACUUCCCAAGCAAGCUGUUCAAGGGCAACCUGAGGACAAAGUUCACGACCUUGCAAUCCCUCAUUCAGUUUGCAGCGCAGAGCGAGAAGGACCCCGCGGACGGUGAGGACUACGACGAGGACGAAGAGGGCGAAGAGGAGGAACCAUUGGAGGACGACGAUCUGGUGGAGGACAGCGACAUGGAAGUGGAGGAGAAGAUGAGCCUGGUGUCGGGAGGCACUGGCCUCACUGGCGUGUCACGCAUUUCCAAGCUCAAGCGUGGUCCGCUCAGCAUCGUGCCGCAAAAGAUGGACUUGGGAAGUGUGGGUGCGGCUGUGGAUCCACAGCCGAAGAAGUCGCUGAAGCGGAAGAGGGAGGAUGCUGACGAGCCUGUGGAUCCCUCCGAGCUGGCAACCGUCAUCUCGGACGAGAAUCUGCAGCUCGACGAGGAGAUGCAGGCUGUUGCAGAUGCCCUGGGCAACACCCCGCCGUGCUUGCAAGGUUUGCUGGUGAGCCGUGUCCUGUCGGGCGAGAAGCCAGGGCAUCAGAUCAAAGGAGUGUCGGCCAGAACCCUUCUGGGGACGAUGCAAUUGAAGAAGCAGAAGGAGGCUGAAAAACUCGAGAAACGCAUCGACCUGGUUUCCCACCUUUCUGCACUCGUGCAUGGCAAGAUCCGGGACAUGAAGGCCCACGAGCUCGCUCUCCACUUGCAGCACUGUGACAACAGUGAGGUCAAGUUGACAUUUGAUCUCAGGUGUCAGUAUCUUCAGCGCCGAGGAGACGACUUGAUUGCAAAUUUGCAGGAGUGCAGCAAGAAGUCCGCUGCCCAGACCAUCGUGGAAAGCAUCGUUCGGUGCUUUGGGAUUUGGAUCCCAAUGAAAGCCAAGUCCGAGGCGGAAAUCACUGCCUGGCAGAUUUGGUCGGAUGAGAAGAAGAGUCUCCAGAAGCAGGCCGACGAUGGCACGAUCGCCGAUGAGGAGCUGGAAAGCAUGAUUGAGAAGCAAGCACAGGUCCAGAUUCCAGAUUCACCAUUUGUGAGCUUUUGGAUGAUGGUGUUGUAUUUGAGUCGUAUUCGUCAAUGCCAGUACCUCAGUACUCAAUACUCAGCACAAAACGAUUGCCUUGCUGGAAUCACAGCCAGCCAGCCAUCGGCAGCCAUUGUGAUGAUGUGUGUGUGUGUAUGUGUCCUCAGUCUCAAUGCACCUGGGAUCGAUGCCGAUUGCAGGUAA